Miscanthus lutarioriparius is the source of this 687-nucleotide messenger RNA. The record is from the annotation of a GenBank genome assembly. NCBI's taxonomy places the organism in Eukaryota, Viridiplantae, Streptophyta, Magnoliopsida, Poales, Poaceae.
AUGGCCGCGGUCUAUGCAUGUCGCAUGGUCACCGAGAAUAACGGUGAGCCGUGCAGUCGUGGAACCGUGAUGGGGUGGGGGGCGAAAGCCCGUGUAUCCAUAAGAUCAGUCAAUGCAUCCAAAGGCGCUGCGCUUCGCAGUGUGAAACUCCCUGUGUUCAUCGUCUCCCUUGCGCUCUCUCUCUCUCUCGCGGUGUGCGCGGUCACCACCUGCCGGUGUCGCGUCGUCACCGAGCUCCUCGCCGGAGCGUCGGUUCCAACAUUCUGGUAUCGGAGCCGGUUUAUGUACGCAGGUGGAUCCAUCAGUCCGCCGCGUGAACCACCGAGGAAAGUGAGAGUGAUCCCGAGGAGAUCGGCGCCGGAGAAGAUGACUGGAGAAGGGACAUCAAGCUCUGGAUCCGGCGUCAAGGAAAGUUCGCUGGUUUGGCCCAUGCUGGAUCGAGCGAACUACGCCGAGUGGGUGAUGAUCAUGCAGUGCAAUCUGGAGGCGUUGGAGAUCUGGCAUGCGAUCGAUCCAGGCACCAACGUGAAGCGCGCGCAUGAUCGUCAGGCCAUGGCGGCGCUCCUGCGUUCUGUGCCGCGCGACAUGUGGCAGAUGCUGGGGCGGAAGAAGACGAUGAAGGAGGCCUGGGAGGCGGUUGAGACAAUGUGUCUCGGCGCUGAUCAGGUCAAGGAGGUGAAGGCCUAG